Spodoptera frugiperda (fall armyworm) is the source of this 1244-nucleotide messenger RNA. RefSeq lists its product as uncharacterized. Bases 73 to 1230 code for a protein of 385 amino acids. The transcript has 2 exons. The record is from RefSeq and is a predicted model, not a curated record. NCBI's taxonomy places the organism in Eukaryota, Metazoa, Arthropoda, Insecta, Lepidoptera, Noctuidae.
CCAAAUUAAAUCAUUCUUGUGUGAGAAGUAGUAGUAAGAUCAUUACAUAGAGUGUUUGGUUAAAAAGUCAUCAUGGUGUCCUCUAUUGUGUUUGCGAUACAAAUCUGCUUGAUACAGUAUGCACUCAGUCACCCAACCAACACACCAACCAUGACCAGUACAGACCAAGUUCGAACCAAUACCCGCAACGCCCAAUUAGAAAGUCUUCUACCCAUCCUGGAACCUGGCCCAGUCAUUGAAACAUCAACAAAAGGCCCUAUAGUACCAAACCUGCUACCCAUAUUGGAGCCCGGCCCAGUUAUUGAAACAGCGAAAAAGAUUCCAGUAGUAUCAAACCACUUACCCAUUUUGGAGCCCGGCCCAGUUAUUGAAACAGCGAAAAAGAUUCCAGUAGUAUCAAACCACUUACCCAUUUUGGAGCCUGGGCCAGUCAUCAUCAGACCAACCACCAACUUGGGCAUGUCCAGAACUGCCAUCCCUAGAACGCCUACAGAAGCUCGGAACAUCCAAUUAGGAGGUCAAAUUGCCACUCAAGGAGCUGAUCUUGUCAAGGAUACUGUAGCCAAGGUUCCUGCUGUACCCAAGACCCCGAUCAACCCUUAUAAGCCCUUAAUGGCAAACAACAACGCUUUUAUGAACUCAAGCAUGGCAAACCUUGGUUUGGGCAUUGGCAUCUCAAGGCAAGCAGUGAAUGAAGCUCGCAAUACCCAAGUAAAAGGCCAAUCACCCAUAUUGGAGCCUGGCCCAGUCAUUGAAACAACUACAAGGGUCCCAGUAGUACCGAACCAACAUAACAUCUAUGGUACACAUAUAGUGCCAAGCAGUAACGACUUUAUGCUAACAAACUUAGGUAUUUCUAAAGCUGUUAUUCCCAGAACAUCUACAAAUGGAGCUCGCAAUAUCCAAGUAGAAGGUCAGGCGUCUGAGGUUGUUAAAGACACAGUAACCAAGGUUGCUGGGGUCCCUAAGAACCCAAUCAACCCUUAUAAGCCCUUAAUGGCAAACAACAACGCUUUCAUGAAUCCGAGUAUGGCAAAUAUUGGUUUGGGCCUCGGCGUUUCUAGACAGGCCAAUGGAGCUGGCAUGCCAAUGCCAAGCCAAAGGUUUAAUGGAGCUGUGAUGCCAAAGACGGCGCAUGGCCAAUGGUCUGGUAGUCCAGUAGGUGUCAGUGAUGAAAUGCCAAUGAUGUGGCAGAAUGGCCGUAAAACGUCGCGUACUAAUGAUUGGUAAGUUGUCAUUUAAUG